Budorcas taxicolor (takin) is the source of this 990-nucleotide messenger RNA. Its product is annotated as myeloid-associated differentiation marker-like. The transcript has a single exon. The coding region runs from base 1 to 990 and encodes 329 amino acids. Gene Ontology annotation, cellular component: cell-cell junction; plasma membrane. NCBI's taxonomy places the organism in Eukaryota, Metazoa, Chordata, Mammalia, Artiodactyla, Bovidae. The record is from RefSeq and is a predicted model, not a curated record.
AUGAGCUUGUCCUCAGGCUGGAGCCUCUUCCUCCGCGUGGGGCAGCUGCUCUCCACCCUCGUGCCCAUCUGGCUGACCAGUAGGGACACUCUGAAGGUGGGUGUAAUCAACUGGUGCCUGUUCAUCUGGCCCAUCUGCUUCAGCCUGACCCUUCUCGGCUUCAUACUGGAGUUGGGCAGUCUCUCCAAACCGCGGUUGCCUAACAUCCAGUGCCUCCUCCGCUUGUAUGAUAUGUUCCAGUACCACUUCCGCUUGUUUUGGGAUGGCGUUCUCUACGCCUUUGGCUCUUACUUCGCCGUCAUCUGCCUCUCAGCUGCCGUCAUCUUCGGCUCCACCUGCAUCCAGUUCUUUGAUCCAGGCCCCGCCCGAAACCGCGCCAUCACCAGCACUGCCUUCUCCUGCGUGGCUGCUCUGCUUUACGCCAUCGAAGUGGCCUGGGUCUGUCGCCGACCCAGUAGAGUGUCCUGCUUUUGGCCGACCUUCCCAGGUGUGCUCAGGAGGCUGGAGAACUAUGCAGCCAACAUCAUCUUUGCCUUCGUCUGCGACACUGACCUAUACCUGCACCAGCCGGCCCUGGUGUGGUGUGUGGCCGUGUACUCCAGCUGCUUCGUCCUGGGGGUCAUGAACUUCCUUAUGAACGGGUGUGACUGUGACAACAACAAAAAGCUUCCCCUCCGCUUCCAUUUGCUGUGGGUGCAGACUGUGCUCCCUGUCUUCCUCUAUGUCACGGCAGCGAUCCUCUGGCCCCUCUACCAGUUCCACGAGAAGCUGGGGGGGCAGCCCCAGAGGUCCAGCGAUAUGACCUGCACUGAUCAACUCAACAUCUUUGUCUGCAUCUGGGACCAACGACUGGCUGUGGCCAUCCUGACUGGCAUCAACCUGCUGGUUUACACGGCUGACAUGGUGUAUCUAGUCCGAGAAGCUUUUGUAGGUGUCUCAGACGGUAGAGAAUCUGCCUGCAAUGCGGCAGACUCGAGUUCGCUCCCUUAG